Molecule: messenger RNA, 4140 nt
Organism: Psilocybe cubensis
Lineage: Eukaryota; Fungi; Basidiomycota; Agaricomycetes; Agaricales; Agrocybaceae
Product: putative ARM-like repeat-containing protein
Exons: 12
Coding region: 1-4140 (1379 amino acids)
Biological process (GO): ribosomal large subunit biogenesis; protein import into nucleus
Source: RefSeq, a predicted model, not a curated record
AUGGCCAAGCCAUUGCCAGUCGCGUCCUCAGGCGCUCCUGGAACAUCCAAAUCUACAAUCGUUCGUCGGCAGCACAUCCCAGAGCACCCUUAUCCAUCUCGCCAUCGCAGGAAUCCUUCUCCGAAAUCGCCCUCGUCCCUUUUUGCCCCAUCAUCUGGCCUACUUGUGCUUCUCGCCUCUGUCGCCUCUGCAUCCACCGUCAGCGGUAGUCCUGCCCCUCCGUCCUUUCUCUGCCCGUCAAUAGACUCUGAAGACACUGUGGAUGCACCCCGCGAACGAAGAGCACUCCCAUCAUCCUCGGUCACCGUCACGCCGACGCCGUCAGCAGCCUACAAUAUUUUACUGCCCAGACAUGUGCCAGAUCAGUAUCGCCAGGGCCCCGACGGGAUUUGGAGGAGGUUGGGAACAUAUACUCUCUACGGAUCGACUGUGUCGGCGUGCGACGGGAUAUGUCGCCAGCCAACGAAUGCUGUAUCAGCCGUCGACGACCAGAUACAAGUCUCCGGUAAUACCAACAAAUCCGACUCUACUACCUACGACCAGUUAGAUGAUAUUCGUGACUCCCUACCGCCUGGGUGGAAGCCAACCAGGACAAGCGAAAAUCGCACUCCCCUCAUUCUUGCCGUCUCCCUCGUUCUUGCAUUCCUCAUAUGCUCUUUUAUCAUUGGAUGCCUGUUUUGGCGGAAGACUGUCAAGAAAAACCAUAGGAGUUAUGACGUGGAGGCAAAGGCAAGGCGGAAAAGGUCUGCGAUUAGUGUGGAAAGCCUUGUCGCGGAGAAAGAGCACAAGACCAAGCAGAAAAUAUGGGCCAGGGCUACCGCGCGGUGGAAAGCCAACGUCAGAUAUACCGCGCGUCAGCGAAGGGGCAGACGUUUUGGUUCUCGUGCAUCUAUUGCCAACCAAUCUACCCUCAGCCUCGAUCGCUCUCGCAGCCGUUUAGCAGGAUCUAACUCGUCGAUUCGGUCGACGGCAUCGUCUCGCAGGUCUUCUACAUCAUCUAUUCGCAGUCAACUACACGACGAAGAUGCUAUUCCAACAUCGCCCACGUCGGCGCAGGUAUCCAAUUCCCGGCCUUCAUCACCAGCCCAACCCACUAUCAACAAUCCUCCUGCCUAUCAACAUCGUAGUCAAAUUCCUCCUAUUAUCAUUUCAUCGGAUGAUCCAACAGGCGGUGAAUAUCCAACAAGUACUCCACAGUUUGGUCGUUCAAGGAGGCCAUCCCAUUCAUCGAACUAUUCCGCCUCGGCGGCUAUCACUAACGAUGGCCAUGUGGUAGAACUAUCACCCACUCAUCUGCAUGCAGCCCAUGUUGCCACCGAUGAUAAAUCUCUACUUGCUCGUUUGCAGGACCUUGCAAGCGCUCCACCAACAGACGACAGUUUGCCGUCUGCGGGGACAUCCGAAAUACAGGUUUCAGCUCCCGAGUGGCAAGAUGAUGAUAUUGAGGCUUUUGCGCCCGAACUGACUACAUCCCCUGGCCAAUCAUCAACCUCGCCAUCAAUGUUUCCCCCACCACCCUCAAAAGGAGUUCUGGCCGCGUCAGAAUUCUACACCCACCCUUACUCAUUCGAGGAGAUGGAAGAUCUGGAUGCUGAAUGCGGGCCCUCAGCACCUCCAUUUGAGGAAGGCGCAUCGCCUCCUUUGCAGGACACCCAUCUUCUAGUUCCAUCUGCCCCUCCGCUUUUAGGGGAGGAUGACCAUAUCCACGAUAUGUGUCCUAGUGCACCCGAGUGGGAUGAUUCUAGCCCGGCACUCGACUCCUGCGAAGAAUGUAUUGCCGGGCAGGACCACGACCGGAUACCCACUGAAUUGACAGCUCCUCAUCCGUCAGAGCCUCCACCACCGCGCGCACCCACGCCUUCUAUUGGAUCAUCCACACCUCAUCCCACUGCCAAUGAUAAUAUAGCCCUUCCUGACAUUGCAACAUCAUGGAGAGGAGUCGUCCGUGUUUUCCGCGACGAACCUCAUUUAGCUGAGAUCACGUGCUAUCAUUUUUUUGCAAACGCGAUCGAACUCUGCAAGAGCUUUUGGAAAAACAAAACGCUCUACUCGCGCUUCCCAACCUAUUUCAUCGGCGAAUCGCACACGAUGGGCAAAUCACAAAAGAAAAAAACGAUGCGAAGGCACAACCCUAUGCGUGUACCUGAUUCGCAUCUACCGCACGGGCUCGCAUCUGCAUCACAGUCCUCGUCCAGGUCGAAUGAGAUCUUACCCAUCAUGCAGAAGAUGGAAAGCGCAGAGGCUUCGGAGCGCAAAUGGGCCUGUGUAGCAGUUUCUAAUCUUAUACAGAAUGAUCCAUCUACUAGGAGAUUACUGCAGGGCAAAAAUAUUGUUGGUGCCUUGAUCACCAGGCUCACGGAUAGCGAGGAGGAAGUCGUCGUUGAAGCUGCAGGUGCUUUGAGAAAUUUAUGCAUUGACGGUGGCUACGAUAUCUGCGCCGAGAUGUACAACAAAAAUAUCCUCACACCCUUGAAAUCGUUUAUACCAAAGAUUUCCGACACACUUUCCCAAUUUCUUGCUGAUCCCAAGGCUUCAACUGAGGCUAUUCGAAGGAUUGUUUAUGACUUUGCUGACAAUGUCAUUACUACGCUGUGGUGUCUUUCAGAGACAUCAAAUAAGGCUUUGAAUGCAAUUAAUGAUAUCCGCCUUGCCCCAUUUUUAAUGUCUUUCCUCGGUGCACAUGAUAAACUCCCUCUAGGACCUGUGACCGCAGCCGCACAGUGUUUGUAUGUCCUCACGGACGACAAUUACCCUACCAUCUCCGAUAUCAGAGCUGAUGCAGGCUAUAUCUCGUGUCUUCUCUCUUUGGCUCGUCAAGAAGUGGCUGGAGCGGUCAUACCCAAGACUGACCCCAAGUCCGUUACGCUCGCCGUUCUCGCCGCUGGCACUCUGCGCAACAUCCUGCCUAUUCCACCUCCGUCUGCAGCUUCGUUCGUUGACAUUGACAAGGAUGUCGUGCUACCCCUAUUGUUGCCGGUGAUAUCGUCAAUUUCGUUGCCAGAUACGUCCAAUGCCGUACAAGAGCUUGUGCAACGGCAGGCUACAGAACCCCAGAUACAGAAUCUCUCGCUGAAUCAUACACCAAAAUCAGAUCAUAAAUCUGAAGCUGAAAAGGAGCUUGAGCUCUUGGAAUCGAAACUACGAACAGUGCAACUUGCACUUGAAAUCCUGACCGGGACUUGUGCGACUCUUCCUGACCCAGAACCCGACGUCGCCGCAAAUGAGGAAGAAGGCGAUGAGGAAGGUGAUGAAGUCAUAGAAGACCUGGAAGAUGCAAGUGAAGACGCCAUUGAUGUCGAUAUGAAUAUGGAUGAGACAGAGGGCGCCUCUCCCGAAAAAUCCAGCCCGGCCUUUUUGACGACCCUUGUAGUUCCUCUGCUCGCACUUGUGCAACCUACGGCUCUUUCAUUCCCUCCCCUUGCGUCUCCUUCUAUACACCCCCCUACAACAUCCGCUCUGAGCGCCGUGCACAUCUGCGCAUUGGAAUGCCUCAACAACGUCUUCUUAUCCCUUACUACGUCCCCGAACCCUAGCGUCACGUCGGAUAUCAAGAGCGGAAUCACAGUUUGGAAUGGAAUCUGGUCUGCUCUAGGCCUCGUCGGUACUGAGACGGGUUUGGGUCAGGAGCGACGCCAGCAGAUGUGGGAAGUUUCUGUUGGCGUUCUCUGGGGUAUUGGGCGCGUUUGGCUUGGGUCUUUGCCAGCAGACAAUGAGCAAGUCAGUGUUCUAAUUCAGCUGUGCACUGCGACGACCGAUGCACGUCUUAAAGUGAAAUGCAUCGGUACGCUAGAGUGCAUUGCGCAGAAUCCUUCCGCAAUCGAAGCAAACCGGGUCAUCUCCGAUUACUUACUUUCUAUUCUUCCUACCUCUGGCAAACCUUCGGCGGUGGAUGCAGAACCCAUCGUACAGGCCGCAUCGUCGCUCAUCGACAUCUUCUCUGAUGAGACACGGCCCUACGACGUGAAUUUCCGUCAAGGGCAAUACCUUCAACGACUAGCAGCGAGCGUAGGCAGCUUAAAGGCCGUUGUGAGAGCCAUUGACAGGCGGAAAGAGGGGGGUAGAGAACUCAGGCGUCGGGGUGAUGAGGUCCAGGAAAAUUUAGUCGAUUUUAUCCAGUACCGGAAAGAGCUGCGACUCUAA